AUGGCAACUGAACAAAACGCAAACCCAACGCAUAUUUCGUGUUCUAUUCGUAUGAAUGUGACAAUGCACGCGGGCAUGGAGCAACGUGUCAAGAGCGCUGUUAAUGGCGCUUGUGCAGCCUUUUAUCAAGAAUGUGGAGGAUUUUUAAUCAACCCGGAGGAGCCGCCAUCUGCUGGAGCUAUUGAAUUUCUCCAGGAUGAGUUUGUCGGCGCGUUAAAAGUGCGUAUUGGAAGUGCCGUCGUUACUCCACUGGAAAUAACUCGUUUAAAUGAGACGCCAGCCAGCACGGCAUACAACAUCUUCCUAGAGAGGCAUGAGGUAAUUGUUGACAUCCUCAUCAAACAGAUCCACUACGAUGGAUUCAACAGGAUCAAUGAAGAGGAUUCCUAA
Molecule: messenger RNA, 390 nt
Organism: Nannizzia gypsea CBS 118893
Lineage: Eukaryota; Fungi; Ascomycota; Eurotiomycetes; Onygenales; Arthrodermataceae
Exons: 1
Coding region: 1-390 (129 amino acids)
Source: RefSeq, a predicted model, not a curated record